ACCACAUUCCCCAUUCUAUCAUCGCCCGUCAUGCAUCGUCCAGGACCGCUGCAGGAUUUGCCACUCGAUCAGUUCGCUAGCGCCAAAGAGUUGGCCCCUCAAUCAGCCAAGAAACGCUCUCUUCCCAUUCACUCACCCAUAUACAACCCCACCAAGCGGCGCAUCCUUAGUGAAGAAGGCUUUUUUGCACCCAAGCCUCUUGAUCUCUCCUUAUUCAACGCAAGCACUCCCCAGUCACCUUUCCGCACGCCGCGGAAAGCAUCGCCUUCGAAAAGGCACGCCUGCUGGGAUCAGCCUUCAUCUCCUGGACCCACUGUCCCUCCAAGCCCAGUCACUCCUUCUCCAAGUAAGCGAUGGUCAUCAAGGUCUCCGCCACCCUCGAGUCCAUUUGAUGCUUCUCCGGAGACACCGAAGAAGUCGAAUCAGCCUCCUUCUCCAACCACUCUUCGCCGUUCUCCACGCCUACGGAAUACACCUAAUUCCCCAACAUUUAUGCUAGCGCAGCGCGAACCACCGCAGCUUUCAGACAGACAAUCCAAUCAUUACCCCGGCUUCGAUAUGUACUGCGACCCUCACGUAUCCAUCCCAGCCACAUCUGUAUCUGCGACAACCCAAGACGAUUUCGGGCACAGUCCAAUAGAGGGCUAUGCAGCCAAGGAGGAAUCAAAGGAGAAUUUAGCUCCGAGGAAGAAGACAAAGAAGCCCGGGUCGCUUGUUGACUCCUCGAGGAAACGCAACAUGCUUUCAAACAUAUUUAACAGCGGAAAGUGCUCGUCGUACAAGGGUACAUUGCAGUUUGGUGAACUGCCUGCGCCGCCCCCAAGCCCACCCGUAGCAUCGCCGGGUGUGCUCCAGCAGUCGAGCGUACGUCAGUCCAGUCCGCGGGGUAAGAGUCCCUCGCUAGCACUGACGCCCGAUGAAAGGAAGGAACGGAGGAAGCAGAUGAGCCAGGAGGAUGACUAUAUGGAGGUCGACCAGAAAGAGAAUCAAGUUGUAGUCUAACAUCAUUUAACGAACUUUUACCCUUUGUGCUCACCAUUUAUGACAACUGUAAAUUAAUACACAACUUCUACUUACAAGCGUACAUAACUUAUGCUUAGUAUUAUGACAAAGUGGCUUCCUUACUAUGCAUGUCAAUAUGAUAUGUUGGGCCGAUGGCGUCCUUUGCGCUCCUCAUUUGCGUUCAUCCUGUCUGCAGGGACGACCCACUCUAACUUAUAUAAUAUCAAC
Molecule: messenger RNA, 1230 nt
Organism: Coniophora puteana RWD-64-598 SS2
Lineage: Eukaryota; Fungi; Basidiomycota; Agaricomycetes; Boletales; Coniophoraceae
Exons: 2
Coding region: 31-1002 (323 amino acids)
Source: RefSeq, a predicted model, not a curated record